AUGGACGCCUCCUCCCUCCGCAUCUCCAAGUUCGAUGGAACUAACUUCCACGCCUGGAAGUUCAAGAUGCAGAUGGUGCUGGAGGAACGGGACCUAUGGGAGGUCGUCAGCGGUGAGAUCAAGGCGGAACAGUGCGAGACUCAGUUGGACCAAGCGACGUACAAGAGGAAGUCAAGAAAGGCGAUGGCAGUGAUCUGUCUAGCCAUGGAAGAUUCCCAGCUACCGUUGGUCCGGUCGGCAAGUGGUGCAUGCGACGCAUGGUCAAGGUUGGAAGACCACUUCGAGAAGAAGAGUCUUGCCAACAAGCUGUUCUUGCGCCGUCGCUUCUUCACGACAAUGAUGGAAGAAGGCGACGAUGUGCUCGAACACAUCAACAAGCUCAAGACGCUGGCGGAACAGCUAGAAGCGGUGGGGGCUCCAGUCUGCGAGGACGAUCUGGUGAUCACACUCCUCGGCAGCCUGAGUGACUCGUAUCAAUUCUUGAUCACAGCUUUGGAGUCGCGCUCAGACACUCUUAGCUGGGAGCUCGUGACGUCUCGACUGCUUCAUGAAGAAAUGAAGCGGAAGGAGCAAGGAAGUAAAGGUGAUGAAGCUUCGCAAGGUCAAGCGUUCAUCACAAGGGACAAUCAGCGCAAAGGGCGACCAGUGAAGAAGUCCUGGCCGUGCCACAAUUGCGGAAAGAUUGGUCACUGGAUGGCGGAGUGCCCCUCGCGCAUCCAAGAAAACACGGAGAGACACCGGCCACAGCGUGCUCAAGACAGCGGCGACCGCUAUCGAUCACAACGUGCAAACGUCGCUCAAGAAGAAGACUCGGGCGACUACCUCUUUUCGAUCGGUGAAACGACAUCUGCGAAAUCGAGCGACAUCUGGCUGGUCGACUCCGGGGCGACGCAGCACAUGACGUGCUCCAAGAAGUUCAUGCGGAACUACAAGGGGUUUGACGCUGUGGAUGUCCAUCUCGCGGAUGAUGGAAUCGUCAAGCAAUCGGCAGUGGGGACAUUGUCAUGUCGAUGA
Messenger RNA from Peronospora matthiolae, 1014 nucleotides. Lineage: Eukaryota; Oomycota; Peronosporomycetes; Peronosporales; Peronosporaceae. The record is from the annotation of a GenBank genome assembly.